Messenger RNA from Chroicocephalus ridibundus (black-headed gull), 4925 nucleotides. RefSeq names its product tRNA selenocysteine 1-associated protein 1-like. The record is from RefSeq and is a predicted model, not a curated record. Gene Ontology annotation, cellular component: nucleus. The transcript is spliced from 10 exons. Gene Ontology annotation, molecular function: tRNA binding. Lineage: Eukaryota; Metazoa; Chordata; Aves; Charadriiformes; Laridae. Gene Ontology annotation, biological process: selenocysteine incorporation. Bases 455 to 1246 code for a protein of 263 amino acids.
CCCGGGGCAGCGGGGUGUCGGUGGGCUGCGCCGGCAGCGAGGGGCCGAGCCUGAGGCUGCGGGAGGCUGCCCCGCCCCCGCCGCGCUUUAAAAGCCCACCCGCCGCCCAGCCCCCGCCGCCAGCGCGGGGAGACGAGUCGUGAAAACAUCAAGAGGUGACAGUCAACAUCAGAUGGUGAAAGAGUAUAAAAAGGCAGUUUCACAUAGAAGUCUGUGAUAACUGUGAUUGAGAAACAGUUGCAUCGCUUGCCUUCUGAUUGUUUCUUGCAAUAAAACUGCUUUGUAGUGCAUGCCAUCUUCUGUUAAAUCCGCACAAAUACAGAGCGCUGAAGGAGUGCAAUAAACUCAACCUGUGCAGCUGUCGUCUUCAAGAAAGACAGAAGAGAGUUUGAAGCAUGGCAAGCCAGGCGUUUUCCCCAGAGGCUGCUUUCCCUCAUGGGAGGCGGAGGGAGAAAUGGGACCCCAGGCUUCUUUCAAGGGCAAGGACUUAAUGGCGAAAAAAAGAGAAUGUCUCCAGGCCUACAGCUGGUGGAGAACACCACAGAAGAAACGGAAGAAAAAGAACAAAAUAAAACCAGGAAGAAUAGAGUUUGUCCCUAGUAGUAGCUCAGCCAGACCAGAUUAUUCAAUAUUUGUUGGGGAGCUUACUCCAGAAGUGGAUGAUUUCCAGCUCUAUGACUAUUUCCUAAAGAGGUACCCCUCAUGUAUUGACUGCAAAAUAGCAACAGACCUGCUGGGAUAUUCCAGAGGGUAUGCCUUUGUCAGAUUUGGUGAGCAAGGUGAUCAGAUGAGGGCACUGCAAGACUGCCAGAAUGCACCAGGUCUGGGGGGAAAACGAAUCCGUCUGAGCAUAGGAAUUUCUAAAAGACUUAAAGCAGAAUUCCAGCGGUACCAGUCGUACAACUAUAAUGAUUAUUACCAAGAUUAUCAGAACUACUACUCACAGUGGGGUUAUGAUCCUUAUGCUGAGUACAACUACAGCUCCUAUGCUCCCUAUGACAGCAUGCAAGCUGUUGGAGACUGCUCUUUAGGAGAUGCUGUUAUGGCUCCAGCUGUUUUUGAGGAAACUGCAGCUAUGACUGAAAUCAAUGAUGACCUAAUAACUGAAGAUCCACAGCUUUACUUGGAUGUUGAUGAAAUGAACAGACAAUUUAUGGAGACAAGUGAAGAACUCUAUGAUUCCCUCAUGAAUUGUCACUGGCAACCUCUGGAUACGGUCACUUCUGACAUCCCCCCUGCUAUUUAAGUGUCUUAUAUAGCAUGACCGUUAUGACCAAGGUGCUAAAACUACAUUUCUUCUACAUUACUCUAGAUCAUAAGUUUUAAAGCACAAUGAUAGGUUGGAUUUUUUUGCUAUGCUUUUGACAGUUUCUGUAAUCUUUUUUUUUUGAUCAUCACUCUACUCUUGGAGCAUCUUGAAAUCAUGUAAAUAUUCUAGAAAUGUAAAGAGUUCAAUGGGGUCUAAAGAUAGACUUGCCUGUGUAAAUAAAACUUUGUUUCUGCAAACCUGCCAGCAAGGGAUUUUACUUACAUAUGUGAAGCACGUUCUCUUCUGGCUUGUGGAAUUCAGCUGAGGCAGUAGGGGUAUUUCAUCUGUCUUUGGUAUGGGCAUCAGGAGAGUAGCAAAAACUAGCUCUCGUGGAUUUCCAAGUUACCUAGGUAAUCUUUUGCUCUCUUGGUAUGCUUGCUUAGAUUAUCUGUGUACUUGGGAGAGACUCAUGGGGUUUGUUAUAGGAAUGCUUGGGCCCACUCUUUCUCCUGCAGUCAUCUGGUGCUAACUGUACUACUGUUGAUCUGCUAGGUCAGCUAGAAUUGCUUUAUCAGUACGUUAUUUUAAACACUUUCAGCUGCCAUAGCUGCAAGCAUUCCAAAGAUUAAGGUUGAUCCCUACUGACAAUUUUAUUCCUGCCCUUCUUACUGUUAGUCUUCUCAACAGACACUUUACAGCAAAGAAACCGGUGUAACAUAAUACAUGUUCUUAAACCUUAAAAACUCUUGUAAAAAUAAAUUUCUGGCUCAAAGGAGGAAAAAUAACUCAUCAGGAACAAAAAAAAACUAUCUUAGUAACAACUCUUCAACUAAGUUACGUCUCUAAUUUGUUCACUCUUUGUGUUCAGGUGUUUUAUGAUGAUGUUAUAAAAUUUCAGUAGGAUGACAGUUUUCAGUAUUAAAGGAGCUAGGGGAGAUGGCAGUGUGGGAAGUUCUGCUUUAAGCUAGCAACUUCUGAGUGACUUCUUCUAAACUGUUCUCAUCUUGAAAGGGCGAUAGCAUUUUUUCAGUCAUAGGAACUACCUAAGCCCAUGUGUAUGAAAAAGUAUUUACUACUUCAUGUACAUAAUGAUAAAAUAAGUGAGGCUGGAAACGGAAAAAUACUCUUCCAAGGAAAAUAGCAGGAUUUAUCAUAGCUAAUAGCUGUGGAAGCUACUAAAGCUGGUCAAAACACUUUGGUACUGCCAUGUGUGUUCUGGGGCCAAUCUGAACCAUAAUUGCUAUGAUGGCAGAUAGGAAUAAAGUUCUCUGGCUCUUUUAUGACUUAAUGUAAUUAAAGUGGUGAUCAUAACCUAUAUGCUAUUCUUAAAUUUAAAACAAAUACUGUAUUGCAGAGUGAUGACUCGGCACCAGCAGGUCACUUCUGGCUGCUGACCAGAAUCUCCCUCUUUUCUCUUCGCAGUGUAGUUUCAGAUAGGAAUAUUUUCAAAGUUCCACCCAUGAAAUGCAGAUGCUCUAAAAAAGAAAAAGCUUUUGGAGUACUAUAGGAAGUUCAUUCUUCCUGGAUUUUGUGCAGAUGUACAUGUAGGAAGAGAUAGAAAACAACCCCCUCAUCUAGGUGGGGGGAGUAGCAUCAUAGUUUUAGCAACUGUUCCCCUGCUUUGGGGAGAGCUAGUUGCAGGGCAGGUAGAAACAUGGAUUUCUUGGGUGAAUGUUUCCCUUGUGUGAACUGGUGGGUCUUUGGAGGGUGAUGAUAGGGAGAUUAUUAAUGUGAAUGUGACAGACAGUGGAAUAAAUGAAGCAAAUAGAAUCUGGGUGGGAAAGGGGGUACCUGUGUGUAUGUAUGUAAUUCUUUCAGGGGACUGCAAUAGGGAGAAAAAUCAAGAUACUAGAUGCAGGCCCCUUGAAUUUGGAUGGGAGUGUUAAUGCUUUGGAACUGUAUGGGAUUUGAUGCCACUUCAGUUGUAGUGCAUAGCUCUGGUGCUUGGUAGUACAAACUGGUCUGCUGAGCAAAGGGUUUUGUAUCUAGCAAGUACCAUCACUGCAAGCAGCAAGACAGCUUCCAGGUCUGUGCCUGGGUUAUAUCCUGCUCUGAAGUGGCUUGCAUAGCAUCACCUAACACUGUACUUAAGUUGCAGCAAGGAAUUUGUGGAAACCUUUUGCUGUGUUAUCAGUUAAAAAUGUUAUGCUAAGGAUGGGCGUUGGCUCAGCAGAAAUACUGUGGACUAUCUGCUGAUUUUUGGCAUUCAGGAGGUUGAUCAAUGUGUGAAGUGUGUAAUGAGGGGCCCAUGUAGCUGUGUUUUCACUUAGUCUGACACUAUUAUCACCACAGUACAUAAACCUCAAAAAAGCCACAGUCUGUAGCCACCCCAUUUAUGCAGAUUUUACCUAUUAACAAGGUCUUUGCAUUGGAGGCUGUGUUCCCAACAGGCAUGCACCUUCUGUUUUGGGCUUUAAAGUGCCUAUGUAUAGGGAAAACACUGUUUAUGUAAUGCAAUGGAAGAGGUUGUUUGGGCCAUUAGUUCUCCAAACCUGAGAAACAUUGGGGGUGUAUUUUCUUCCAGUCAAUACACAAGAAAAACAGAGGGAAGAGAGUGUGUUGAUUGCGGCCCAUGUGACACUUCUAAAAUAGCUCUCUGACCUCUUUUUUCUGUCUCCUGAGCCUUACUAGCCAAUUCCUCUUCCCAGUUAGGAGGGCAUAUGUGCGAUCAAGGUGAUGUGCACGUUCUUUACUGUGAAGGGAUACCGACUGCAGGAUUUCUUCCUAUCGGUGUGUUCCCCGUGAAUGCCAAAUACAGGAGAAAGUGCGUGCAUCAGAACUGUUAGAAUGCAUUGCUGAGGCUUUUUACUGAGUACUUAACAGUCGUUCUACAACUAUCAGCCUGCAUUAGCUAGCUUAUGCAAAGACCUGAACGCAUCAUGCAGGUGCCUGCUGUCAGUUCUACAAAGGUCCGAUUGCAGUGGGAGCAUUUAAAAAAAAAAAAAAGUCUUAGAAGCAACUUUUUCAACAAAAUGAUAUUUCACUUUUUCCAGUUGUUUUGUCUCUGUUUUACCCAGCUGAAAUGUAGUUGGUUUUUGGUUUUGUUUUUUUUUUUUAAGCUUGAUGAAGGUUUUUUUGCAAGAAUAUCUAGUAUUGGUUUUAGAAACUCUUCAUUGUGCCUAGCUGCAAUAGAUAGUGCCUUUACUCAAAACCUGAUAAUUUCUUCAAGAGUAGUAGUGGUUUUGUUUUCUAUCACCUCUCUAAACAGAAAGGCUUUAGUAGGGUGGUAUGAGGUGCUACUAAUCCUGCAGUCAGUGAACAGGGAGAAAGAAACAGGCCAAAAAGGGUAGGGAGUACUUAAAAGGGUACAAAAAGGUUAAAUAGUACUUAAGCCAUGAAUGUUUCUUUUUGCAGGGAUGCUCUUGGACCAACAGCUUCUUUCUAGCGCUACCUCAAAGUAACUUGCAGAUAUAACUCACAGGGAAGAUUGAUCAAAUGGUGAUGAUCCCUAUCAUUCUGCUGGAUAUAUAUAUAUUUGCCUUUUGUUUUGUCUCAUUCUAAAUAACAUUUAUUUAACUUCAGUGACUCAUGUCAGUAGAUGUUGUUUGACUACAUCGACAAGUAUUUCUGAGUCAUGAGUGUCAUUAAAGGCAUGUCACCAUAUGGAAAUUGUUCUAAAUAAGUAAAAUGGAAGUAAAAUAAGUAAAUAAAGCAGCACUUGAAUUUACAGAGCAAA